AUGGCGCUCACUCAGGCCGAGCCCCGCCUGGCUCCCCUGCCCACCGCCUUUGAGGUCGAGGUCUGUGACGUGCAGAGGCGCCACCAGAAGCGCCGCCAGACCCACCCCGGGUACACGCCCCACCACCUCUUGGCUUCCUUGGCGCCUCAGAGCUCGCAGGGCGCUGGGCAUGCUGACGACCUCUGCCAGCCGCAGGAAAAGGACGCCAGCUCGGACAACUCGACGCGGUCGACGCUGCCAUUGUUGGGCUUCGAGUUCGACGACUCGGCCUCCGCGCACGAGGACGGCGCCUCGGAGGCCCCGAACAGCCCGAGGGAGCGCCCCCCGGAGCUGUACCCGGACACCGACAGCGAGUUCGGCGACUACACCGCCGUCCGUGCCACCUGGCGCAAGGCCAAGGUGGCGCCGCCGCCGUCGGGCAGCGCCGCGGCGGCGGGCGGCGCGGCUCGGGCGGGCGAAGGCUCCGAGGAGCCGCCGCGCCCGGCCGGCGAGGGCCAGCCGCCAGGCUCGACGGCUGCCGUGAGGCCUCGCAGGUGCCGCGGUCGAAAGGCACGGCUCGUCCAGGCCAGCAUGGUCAAGGUUCUUUCUACAGGAGGACAUCGAGAAAAUCACCACGGUGAUGCUGCGCAAUCUGCCGGCCAGGUGCAAAACUGA
Molecule: messenger RNA, 654 nt
Organism: Prorocentrum cordatum
Lineage: Eukaryota; Dinophyceae; Prorocentrales; Prorocentraceae
Source: the annotation of a GenBank genome assembly